AUGGCGAUAUCCUCCAGCUUGGCCACCCUGUCGGCCUUUCCUUUUCUCACCCUCGAGGAAUUCUGGAGCGCCUGUUGCGCUUUGUCGAGUCGACUUGAUGGAAUCGCCGACCCUGCCCGUCUGGGCUACUCCUCCAUCAGGCUUAUGCAGCAGGUGGCGGUCUCAAAUUCUCCCGGACUCUUCAAGACACCAGUGCUGAACAGACGAACAAUGUUCUACCAGGAAUAA
Molecule: messenger RNA, 228 nt
Organism: Aspergillus clavatus NRRL 1
Lineage: Eukaryota; Fungi; Ascomycota; Eurotiomycetes; Eurotiales; Aspergillaceae
Exons: 2
Coding region: 1-228 (75 amino acids)
Source: RefSeq, a predicted model, not a curated record